Molecule: messenger RNA, 2100 nt
Organism: Spinacia oleracea (spinach)
Lineage: Eukaryota; Viridiplantae; Streptophyta; Magnoliopsida; Caryophyllales; Amaranthaceae
Exons: 4
Coding region: 1-2100 (699 amino acids)
Source: RefSeq, a predicted model, not a curated record
AUGCAUAAGAAUCCCACAAAUCAGGAUUUUGCUGAUACUGAGUUGAGAGCUAUUCAGGAAUAUAAAGUUACAAAUAAGAUAUAUUUAGAGUUUUUGAGCCAAAAAGCAAAAAUAGCUUGGCUGAGAGAUGGUGAUGAAAAUUCUGCCUUGUUUCAUCAGAGUAUCAGAAGCAGAAAUUUGAAAAAUCAAAUUUACAAUAUCCAUGAUAUGGGUGGUGUGUGGAAGGACAAUCCUACUCAGGUUGCUGAUGCAUUUCUAGACUAUUACAAGCAGCUAUUAGGGAGUAAACAUGAGUCUAGAACUCCAGUUUUGAAACAGGUGGUGCAGUUAGGCCCUGUAUGCCAGGCUCACCACAAAGCAAUUCUGAAUGCCAAUCACACUGCAGAAGAAGUUAGGGAUGCUCUUUUCUCUAUUCCAGGAGCCAAGGCACCUGGUCCAGAUGGUUUCGGUUCUCAUUUUUUCAAAGACUCGUGGCAUAUUGUUGGUGAUGAAGUUGUUGCUGCUGUUCUUGAUAUGCUACAACAGGGUAAAAUUUUAAAAGAGCUGAAUCAUACAGUCAUUACUUUGAUCCCAAAAACCAAAUGCCCUAAAGAUGUGAGUGAAUUUAGGCCUAUUUCUUGCUGUAAUACUCUGCUCAGACAGGUGUUGCCUGAUCUCAUUCUUGAAAACCAAGGGGGGUUUGUUCAUGGUAGGUUCAUUGUGCAUAAUAUAAUGGUUGUUCAGGAUUUGGUGAGACAGUAUGGAAGGAAAGGUGUGAAGCCUAGUUGUCUCAUGAAAAUUGAUUUACAAAAAGCACAUGACACUGUUGAUUGGCAGUUUCUUCAGGAAAUGUUAGAGUACUUGGAAUUUCCUCAACAUUUUGUGGAUCUGGUAAUGCAGUGUGUUUCUACACCUAUGUUCUCUCUGAUGUUCAAUGGUUCCAUGCAUGGCUUCUUUAAAUCCAAGAGGGGGUUGAGGGUGAUUACUCAUCUAUCUUAUUACUAUCAACAGAAGUCUUCCAUCUACUGUCAUGGUAUGUCAGAAAGAGAUGUUCAGAGAGUAGUAGAUGUGUCUGGUUUUACCAGAAGUUUCCUUCCUUUUAAGUAUUUGGGCGUUCCAAUAUGCUCUAAAAAGAUUUUAGUUGCUCAAUGUAGUCAUCUUGUGGAUAAAAUCAUAGCUAGAAUAAAGGCUCAGAUUUAUGUGCUGCCAAAGAGUGUGUUGCAAGAUAUUGUGAAGAUAUGUAGGGCUUUCUUGUGGAGUGGGCAAGCUUACAGUCAGAAACCUAGUAAUAUUGCCUGGGAGAAUACUUGUUGUGGGAAGCAAUUUGGUGGUCUGGGCUUCAGGGAUAUCAUCCUGUGGAAUACUGCAGCAAUGGGUAAGUAUGUAUGGGCACUAGUUACCAAGAAAGACAAUGUGUGGAUUAAGUGGGUUUCUUCUGUGUAUCUCAAGGAUGGGGAUUGGUGGGAUUAUAAACCUCCAGUUUCUGCAAGUUGGUAUUGGAAGCAAAUCUGUAAGACAAAAGAGCAGUUGAAGCAAUUCUUCACUAAGACAGAUUUAGGAGCAAUGACUACUUAUUCUGUGAAGCAGGUCUAUGAGAAAAUAGCUGGAACAAAACGUAGAGUGCAUUGGGAUAAAGUGGUGUGGAAUAGAUUGACCAACCCCAAGCACAGAUUUAUUGGUUGGUUAGCCAUGCAGUCAAGGCUUCAGACCACCUCAAAGCUGGCCAGAAUUGGUGUUAGCCAAACAGCUCAUUGCUUGAUUUGUAGUCAAGGAGAUGAAACUCAUCAGCAUCUGUUUUUUCAAUGUGUUUACAGUAGUGAGUGUCUCAGAACAGUUAAAACUUGGUUGGGUGUGUCAGCUACUAGUAACAGUCUAACUAAUCUGGUUAGUCAAGUUGGGCAUAGUAGAUGUUCUAAAUUCAAGAAGCAGGUCUGUUAUGCAGCAAUUGUGGCAGCAGUGUACCUGAUUUGGCACUGUAGGAAUACCAGUUACUGUGAGAGUUGUGUUCCUACUGUGACUCACACUGUGAGCAAGUUGAAACAAGUAGUGAGAGGUAGAAUCCAAAUUGUCAUGCCUAAAAGUAUCAGUAGAAGAGAUAGUGAGUGGUUUAUGAAAUUGUAA